This is a messenger RNA of Durio zibethinus, 2650 nucleotides long. RefSeq names its product phragmoplastin interacting protein 1. Gene Ontology annotation, molecular function: zinc ion binding; RNA binding. The record is from RefSeq and is a predicted model, not a curated record. Lineage: Eukaryota; Viridiplantae; Streptophyta; Magnoliopsida; Malvales; Malvaceae.
CCCAUUAACUUCAAAAAACAAAGUAAAAAACCCUUUCUAGGGUUUUAGACAUUUGAGUGAAGGAAAAGAAAAUAUGGUGUUGUCAAACAAGAAGCUGAAGCAGAAGCUUAGAGCAGAACUAUUGGCAAAAACGGUAGCCGAAUCCGACCUGUAUAAGAAAAACCCAGAUUCGAAUUCGGAGACCCAGUCCCUGAAAUCGCUCCUAGACUCAGUAACUCAGAAACCCAGAUUGUCAAAGCGAGAAAAAAGAAGAAAAAUCGUUUCUUUUUCAAAAGGGUCAAACCAGGAAGGUCAAGAAAAGGGAGAGGAGGUUGAAGUAGAAGAAGAAAAGAGUGAGGAGGUUGAAAAGAAGAAGACAAAGAAGAGGAAGAGAGAAGAGGAAAAGGUGAAGGAGGAGGAAAGGACGUCGGAGACGAAGGAAAAGAAGAAGAAGAAGAAGAAAAGGAAGAAGCAGAAAAACGUAAGUGAAGAGAAAGGAGUUUUUCAGGUUGACAAUGGGACUGGAAGCCAAGCUAGAGAGGAUGUUGCCACAAAAGUCUAUGUUGGAGGCAUUCCAUAUUGCUAUACUGAGGAUGAUAUUCGAUAUUAUUUUGAAGGUUGUGGUGCCAUAGUUGAUGUUGAUUGUAUGAAGUUUCCUGACACUGGGAAGUUUAGAGGAAUUGCAAUUAUUUGUUUCGAGACUGAAGCCGCAGCAAAAGAAGCCUUGGCUCUUGACAGAGCUGAAAUGGGUGGAAUGCAGCUGACAAUUCAGCCCUACAAAUCCACUCGAACUAAUAAAGCAACUGGUUUUGCCCCAAAGAUGGUGGAUGGUUACAACAGAAUAUAUGUUGGAAAUUUAUCAUGGGAUAUAACUGAGGAUGAUCUGAAGAAGCUUUUCUCUGAUUGCAGUGUAUCAUCUAUACGCUUUGGCAUGGACAAGGAAACAGGGGAAUUCCGAGGCUAUGCCCAUGUGGAUUUCUCUGAUAGUGUCUCAGUAGCCAUGGCAUUAAAGUUGGACCAAGAAAUUGUGUGUGGUAGACCUGUCAAGAUAAGUUGUGCAGUUCCUAAGAAAGGAGUAAAAACUGAGUCAAGAUCUCGUGCUACAAGUAAUGAAGUUCCUACAACAAAUGAAGCACCUUCAAGUAAAGAAAUUCCUAUAAGAAAUGAAGCACCUCCGGCUAAUGAAGCACCUAUGAAUAAUGAAGCUGAGAACAGUGGUGCAUGUGUCAGCAGUGGUAAAUUGAGGAGAAGGACAUGCUAUGAGUGCGGACAAAAGGGCCAUAUUUCUUCUGCUUGCCCAACUAAUAAUGUUCCUACAAGAAAUGAAGCACCUCCAGGUAAAGAAAUUCCUACAAAAAAUGAAGCAUCUCCAAGUAAAGAAGCAACAGAAAGUAAUGAAGCACCUGCGGGUAAUGAAGCUGAGAACGGUGGUUCAAGUGUCAGCCGUGGUAAGUUGAGGAGGAGGACAUGCUAUGAGUGCGGACAAAAGGGCCAUAUUUCUUCUGCUUGCCCAAAUAAGAAAACUGCAGAAACAACAAAUACAAACACAAAUUGACCAUUAAUGGAAGGUUUUUUCCCUAUCACCUCAAUUGCAGCCAUUUACAUGUGACUCCUGUUGUACUGGCAUAAUCUAAAGUGUUAUUCAAUAGGUAGACAGAUGUAAAGAUUCAGAUGACAACUGAAUUAUUCAUAUCUUUUUCUACUUUGGUAUGAAUUCUGAUUUUAUAGACUGCCCUGAGGAAUUUCUGAGCCUAGGGAAGCCGUUGUUAUAAUUAUACUUUGAAUCCUUUUUAUCGAGAUUCAUGGAAGAAAAUUAACAGGGACAAAGACCACAGAACAUUCUUGAUAUUUGCAGGUGUAAUCGAUUAUGAUCUAAGCCGAGCUUCUUUGCAACUUCCUUUGCAAUGGAAUAGGAUUAUAGUGAAUUACUGAUAACAGAUAUACAGAAUAUUAUAAUCUGGGCAAUGAAUAGAUUGAAGCAGAAAUAGAUUUAAACAGGCAAAACAGCAUGGAGGUAAGGGCAAUUGCCUGUGACUGAAUCUCUGAUUAUCAGUAGGCAACUGGGUAGCUCUUUAUGUUUGGAGCUAUCCGCGAGCUUCAACCGUAGCAUUUUGGAAGUUCGAAAUGUUGUCAGCUUGUCUCCAUGUUUUCAGCAUCAUGGUUUCACGGGACUGGCUUUGACUUUCAUUUUGAAAAUGGAAAUUUUGUCCUGAUUUCACUUUGGUCCGUGAGCUUCUGGUAAUUGACGAAUAUGUGCCAACAUGCUAGGAUUUGUCCUGCAACGGAAGCAAUUGUCUAAUGAUAUAGGUCUAAAAUAAAUUAUCCAAUUUGUGAUAUGCCAUACAUAUCUUAAUCAAUAAUGAUUUUCAAAGAUCACGUCCUUAUUUUAAUCAAUGCAACUGGAUCUGUUAAGGGGAAAAAUGGUUUUCAUUCAAUAUAAAAGGGAGGCAAGUAAACAAGGGUGGUGAUUUAAGAGCUAAAUUUGACUUGCUCUUUCUCAUUUGAAAUGUUCAUUGGCAAGUGUGCUCCCUGUACUCUAAUAAGUGAGGAGGUUCUAUAUAACCAAAAUUCCAGCAUCCUUGAUAUCAUGUUAACUCUUGAUUUUUGCUGCAAAUGAUCAAAGCAUUCUUGAAGCUGGUAUAAUGUACAAUUUCUUUUAUGUUUCCUAGUA